Messenger RNA from Aspergillus aculeatus ATCC 16872, 792 nucleotides. RefSeq lists its product as uncharacterized. Gene Ontology annotation, molecular function: L-ascorbic acid binding; iron ion binding; procollagen-proline 4-dioxygenase activity. Bases 1 to 792 code for a protein of 263 amino acids. The transcript has 2 exons. Gene Ontology annotation, biological process: peptidyl-proline hydroxylation to 4-hydroxy-L-proline. Gene Ontology annotation, cellular component: endoplasmic reticulum. The record is from RefSeq and is a predicted model, not a curated record. NCBI's taxonomy places the organism in Eukaryota, Fungi, Ascomycota, Eurotiomycetes, Eurotiales, Aspergillaceae.
AUGCAUCACCAACCGCCCAAACAAGAAUCCCCCUGGCCUCCUCUACCCCCAUCCCCCAAGAACCCCUACUACCACCCCACCAAACCCACCCUCCACCUCCUCAUCCCCAACCAAGCCUACAUCAUCCCGGAGUUCUUCCCGGCCCCGCUGUGCAAAACAUACACCACCUUCCUCGCCUCCCUGCCGCUGGUGACCACGCCGAACAAACCCAAGAAAGGGGACGCGGUGCGCGUCAAUGACCGCUUCCAGGUCCAGGAUGACGGGUUCGCCGCGCAGUUGUGGGAGUAUACCUGCCUCCAGCGGUGUGUGACGGGGAAGACGAAUCCGGUCGAGGAGAGGUUGUAUUCGUAUGACGAUGAAGACGAAGAGGGGGAGGGGACCGGUCAGAUCGAUCGGGAGGAGGAUGAUCUCAGCAAGAAUGGGAUGUGGGGUGGGGAGCCGUUGGGGUUGAAUGGGAAUAUUCGGAUUUAUCGGUAUACUAAGGGCCAGUUCUUUGAUAAGCAUUACGAUGAUUCCAACACCCUUACUUUCAACACGCCAGGGCAACCGGCCAGGCCGGCUCGCACGACAUGGACCCUGCUCAUCUACUUGACGGCUUGUGAGGGCGGAGAGACUAUCUUCUACCCAGAGCCCACGCGGAAGGACCGCAACCCCCAGCCGGUCUCGGUCAAGCCCGUGCCGGGUAUGGCGCUGCUGCAUCGGCAUGGCGAGCAUUGUAUGCUGCAUGAGGGGGCCGAGGUCCGGAGCGGGGAGAAGUGGGUGUUGCGGAGUGACCUGGUUGUUGCACGGUGA